AUUGUGAAUGGCAUUUACAUGGCAAUUGUCAAAUCAAUUGUUUGACAGCAGCCACUUGAAAUAACGAAGCGCAAAAUAUUUAGUUUUUUGGCUUUGUUAUAUAGAUUUUGGAAUAAAAGAAAACGCAUUGAAGAAUAAGAACUAAGGGAUCUAAAGUCAAUAGAGGUUAUUAGUGUGUUGCUGAAAUUUGAGAACCCAUGUGCUGCUGUAAUGGAUUCUACUAAUGUGCAAGUGGUUUCAUUUGACGACGAACAAAUAAUUGCUGUUGGCCGGGCUCUCAGAGCUGUAGCGGACGAAGUUUUCGAAGAACCCAAACAGGAACUCGUAUCGUAUGAACCGGAGGAAGUAGUCGAACUUCUAAGUGAAUCUGAAAGUGGCAGUGAUGUAGACGAAGGAUCAGAUUGUGAAAUAUUUGGAAAGAUAUGUACUAAUACAGAAAAUGUUCCGGAAAAUACCCAAACCGAUUUUGUUAUACCAUUUGUGAUCAAAACUGAUGACAUGCAACCGACGGAUGGAGUAGUAGAAGAAUUCGCUAAUCAAGCAGUAUCACAGAACAAUGAUGUUCAGUUAAAUAACGUAAGUCGCAAAGAAGCCGAGAUACAACUAGCAUCGCGUCUAGAUUCAUACAACGAAAUCAUCGAAUUGGAUGAUAGUGAUAGUGACAAAGAUUUAGAUGAUAAUGGUACACCUAACAAAAGUUGUGACAACAAUUCUGAGCUUUCAGAAGAAGAUGUAAAGGAAAAAAAGUGUAUCAUACUCUUAGAUGAGAACUCAAAUGAUUCUAAUCAACCUUCAACAUCAACGGAUGCAGUUCAACAAACGAAUUUAAACACACACAAUUUAGAAGCGUUCUUAAACUACAUAUGCCCACAAUGCGGUGUUUCUUGUGGGAAUAUAAAAAAAUGGAAUGCCCACACGGAUAUUGUACACAAUUUUCGUUCCAUUUCAAUACUCAAUUUAAAAACGGUGAUAAGUCGACUAGGUCAAUUAUCUUAUCAGUGCAACUCGUGUGAAAAGAAAUUUAUUUCCGAUGCUCCAUACGGGAUAUUGUUACAGCAUCGUAUACAACACAUGACGAUUCCAAAUUUUUUGCGUUGUCGCCUGUGUGAGGAAAGAUUUUCCUCACGUCGCAUGUUUCUACUUCACUUUAAGAAAAUGCAUAAAAAGAUUGGUUUAAAAAAGUUACGCCGCUCAGAGUCAAUAAGAUGCCACAUACGAUACCUGUGUCCGAUUUGUAAGAAAAAGGCAGCAAACUUAAAAGAAUGGAAGGAUCAUUUAGAAAUAGAACACGAUUGGUGUAAUAAAUUGGAAGAAAAAGUAAACACAAUAAGAGACAAUUUAGUUGAAUGCAAAACAUGUCUCACCACAUUUCGCGAAAGGCAAAGUCUUUGGCAUUUAGUGCGUCACGAGGAGCACAAACCCUUCCAUUGCAAAAUGUGCAAAAAAAUGAAGUCGUACAAUUUAUAUACAAUUGCUAGACACAUACGUGUAGAACACUUGAAACAAAAAUGCAAAGUAGAAUACCGUUGUAAUUAUUGUGAUAAGGUAUUUUCAUCUUGUCCACGAAGGAAUAUUCAUAUGAACGAGAUGCAUACAAUUGAAAAAUUAAAUUGUGAAGUAUGUGACAAGGAGUUUAAUUCAAGUGCGCGCCUUUUGACACACAUGGCUAAACUGAAUCACCAAAAAAUUAAAUAAUAUAUCAAAGCCAAAAUUAAGUAACAGUUCUUAGUUAUCAAAUUAUUUACAAAUUAACUGGUUGCUAAGCUUUAUUAUACUAUUAAAUAUGCAUAUGUGCAGUAUGAUUUUGUAUUAUUGUACAGAUGUAAUGUUUAUAUCGCAAUAAUUUGAUUUGAAAUAUAUGUACUUCAAAAACUUUUUACAAAAUAAUAAAUUUUAUUAUAAAGACCCGCUUAUAAAGAACGCUUCAUUGUGGCUGAUACAUAGAUAAUACUACUACUACCAUCCAUAUGAUUUCUAUUAGUUGGAUUAUAACUAUUAGUUAAUAAGAUAUAACAUUUUUGAAAAGCAACAUGUGUUAGUUUACAAAAAAAUGGAUCAUAAAGCAUUGUUUUUUGGGGGAAAAUGCUGUUGAAUUUGGGCUCAGGGCUGCUAAGCUGGAAACACGCGAAAUGAGCACCGAGGAUAAUUAUGCUGUAAAGAGGCGAAAGCUUUGUGCAAAGUGUGUGCCUUGCAAGUUCAUAAUCCAACAAAAACAGCGAAUAACUGAUUCUGAGAAGUGUUUAAGUGCUCUUUAAUCGUAAUAAAACCGAAUUUUUGCGUCGGUGUGUGACAAUAGAAACAUAAUUCCAUCAUUUCCCACUGGAGUCCCAUCGACAGUCAUUCUAGUGGACUGUACAUGAUGAACCUGUUCUCAGGCGUGGAAAGACGAAAAGUCGGCUGGAAAGGCUGUGACAUCAGUCUUUUGGGAUGCACGUGGUAUAAUUCACACUACGACUGAUAACUAAUAAAAUGUAUUUGUUUAAAGGAAAGUGAUAUAUGGCUUAAAUUCUACUAAUGCCUUGAAGUUUGUUUCUGCAUCGAAAUCUUUUGUUUAUUCAACCCUCUGGCAUCACUACAAGUCGCCAUUUGACAUUUGACUGUUGUUUGUGUUUUUCAAUAAUUCUGAGAGAGAGCACACUUCACUUUUAAUUUCUCAUAAACCACAGUACAGCAACAACACAAUUGGCAUAAAUGGCGAACAAAACAACAAAAAAAUUGCAGAAAGAGAAGCAAGCACACAUCCCCACUUACAAAUAGCAAGAGCUGUCAAAUGAAGCAGGCGACGUCAAAUAAGUGAGCGCCGUCAGCCAGAAGUUCUUUUAAUUAGUUCUAAUUGAAAUAAAAUGUGAAAAGAGUGGUUUGUGAAAAUUAAAAUUUAAUACAAAUAUCAGAAAUAUUGCGAAAACUUAUGGUAUAAGGUGAAGGAGCUGUAGUAUAAAAGCGUGAUGUGACGGUUAAGCAUUAUAUGAACUCGGUAGCAGCGUGAAAAAUUCAUACGUCAAAGUGGGGUUUUGUCGCCCAAAUG
Bactrocera dorsalis (oriental fruit fly) is the source of this 3025-nucleotide messenger RNA. Its product is annotated as zinc finger protein 62 homolog. Bases 211 to 1695 code for a protein of 494 amino acids. Gene Ontology annotation, molecular function: RNA polymerase II transcription regulatory region sequence-specific DNA binding; DNA-binding transcription factor activity, RNA polymerase II-specific. Lineage: Eukaryota; Metazoa; Arthropoda; Insecta; Diptera; Tephritidae. Gene Ontology annotation, biological process: regulation of transcription by RNA polymerase II. The record is from RefSeq and is a predicted model, not a curated record. Gene Ontology annotation, cellular component: nucleus. The transcript has 2 exons.